UGGAACGGUUGGAAGUAUAGCCUUAAGUUCAAAAUGGGUAAUUAUAGAACCAAAAUGCGGCAGCUGGGUCGACUUGAUGUUACGGUCAAUGGUGGCAAGCGAGGAAGUGACACUACAAAUGGCGAUCCUCCAAACACACAGAUCAAGAAGCCAAAGAAAGGGGAAAUAAAUUUCCUGCCUGAUUUUCCAGAGGGGAUGAAUGACCAAAACAUGAAAGUAGCUCGUGAGGUUCUGGUCAAUGAAAUGAUGAAGACAAAGCCAAAGGAAUCCCUGGUUAAGAAAGAGAUGGAUGUGACAUUUGCUUUUCGCAGAAAGGAGAUUGUCAAUGAGAAGCCUGCCAUCAGCCAGGUGGUGCAUCGUUGGCCAGCUCUUUUUACAGAAAAUCAGGUUUAUUAUGAAUUUGGCAGAGUGAGCAGGGGGGAAUUGGGGGAAUGUGCCUUUUAUCUCCGCAGCAAGGACAGCCGCGAGGUCACUGCUGGAGCUCCCGCGGCUCUGCAGCUCUCGAAUGGAGCCGAAUUUCGUGACCUUGCCGCCGAGGAGAAAAAGGCCGCUCGGAGGGAGGCUGCGACUCAGAACAGCUUUCAGAUCAGAGCUUUCACCGACAUCUUCAACAUCUCUCUGAGCAGUGCCAUCAUUCUCACAUGCUUCAAGUCUACCACCAUCGUCCCUGUGCUGAAGAAGUCUUCUGUGUCCUGUCUCAAUGACUAUCGCCAUCUCCACCACACUCCAUCUGGCACUGACACACCUUGA
Messenger RNA from Clarias gariepinus (North African catfish), 750 nucleotides. RefSeq lists its product as uncharacterized. The transcript has 4 exons. The record is from RefSeq and is a predicted model, not a curated record. Lineage: Eukaryota; Metazoa; Chordata; Actinopteri; Siluriformes; Clariidae. Bases 34 to 750 code for a protein of 238 amino acids.